AUGAAUGAAUAUAGUAUAAAUCGUGCAAAAUCGGCUGAUCCGUACGAUCAGUUGUAUCGUGAAAAAAAGAAAAAAGAGGAAUUAGAUAAAAUUCGUUUAAAGUCGCGUGCAAUAUGGUCUAGACCCGAUACAUCCGAGACCACACAUGGCUUCUACUUUCAACAUCCUAUGCAAAAUCAACGAACUCCAUUGCGACCAACGUCGCGUAACAGACGAAAUAAUCCGCAUCCAAAAUUGGUAUUCCUCUGUACUGGAAUGAAAGAAAUUCCAGAUGCUUAUGGAGCUCCAAAACAAGAAAGGACUGUAGAAGUUGACAAACCUCCGUCACGUGCCAGCAAAAGUUCUUGGCAUAUGCAAAAUCUAUCAGAUGUCGAACGACAAGGAGCUGGAGCAUUUUUGAAGAUAGCUAAUGAUGAAGCGAAAGAAAAUGCAUUUCAAGCUGUGCGAAAUUAUCGUUCAUUGGGUUUAGAUGAACAUUGCCCGCAUAUUCAUCAACAGAAUUCUGUCCCAAACAGCGGUAAUACAGAAUACUAUCCGUCACUGUAUCGAUUUCGACAAGCUAUUAAUAAUGAUAAAGGUGAGUUUAGAGAUAUUGUGAGUUACUCAAUAAUAUAUUCGUGUCUUGUCUAUACUAUAGAGUAUCAUGCAGUUACGCAAGCAUUAAAAAAUCCUCAUGUUGACAUAAAAUUGAUUGAUGAAAGAAUACAACCUAACGUUCGAUAUCGUACAGAAGAAAAUCAAGAACGUUUUCAUCGUCGUCAUCAUUCUUGUAUAUUGACACAACGACCAUAUCGAGGUGACUUUUCAAUACAUCCUGAUUGGAAUCCUCAGCUUUCACAUCAUCGUUUGACAUGUUUAUGUUGA
Messenger RNA from Didymodactylos carnosus, 864 nucleotides. Lineage: Eukaryota; Metazoa; Rotifera; Eurotatoria; Philodinida; Philodinidae. The record is from the annotation of a GenBank genome assembly.